UGCUGGUUUCCCGCGCAUGCGCAAAGUGAUUGAGCAGUGGCAAAGCGAAAAGACCAAGAUGGCGGACUGAGCGACGUGGCUUUCCAAAAACGUUUCACAUGUACGAUCUUACAGCCAUUUAGAUUCAAAUGUAACAUCAUAUACCUUAAGAUUGGCCUUUUCUCAAAGCCGGCGAAAUGGAAGUUGACGUUGGAGCGAUGAAGUGCUAUCUGAAAUGAAGAUCGAAGACGUGAUAGAAGAUGGACGACUACUGCAUGAUGGCGACGUCCUUUAAAAGAGAACAUGAAAGAGAAUCAGCGCCACCAACUUCCAGAAAAUCACUUACGGAUAAAAGGACGAAAACUGCGGACGAAGACAUCCAGCAGAUGAUUGGUCAUCCAGAAGAACUUCCCCCUCGGUCAGAGGGGAGCUCCACUUUGAAGCAGGAGACUCCACAGCCACCCCACAUUAAAAAGGAAGAGGAGGAACUCUGGAUCACUCAGGAGGGAGAGUGUCUUCUAGGACCACAGGAAGCUGAUCUCACCAAGUUGCCACUGACUGUUGUCUCUGUGAAGAUUGAAGAUGAAGAGAAACCACAAGCGAACAACCUUUCAGCUCCACUAUCGGAUAGUGAGGUUGAAGACGGGGUUGAAGUGACUUUGAGCAGCGAUACAGACUCUAAAGGUGAUAUAGAGACUGACCGCAAAUACUCUGACUCUUCGAAAAAGAAGCAAGGUCAAAAUUGUUUGACGCGCUCAGUUUGUUCGAAAGCCUUUAGUAGAAAGAGCAAUUUGACUCAACAUGUGAAAACACACAUUGGACAAAAAACAUUUGAUUGUUCAGUUUGCGAUAAAAGCUUCCCCCAAAAGAGCAAUCUGACCGAUCACAUGAGAACACACACAGGAGAAAAACCCUUUAUUUGUUCAGUUUGUGCUAAAAGCUUUACUAUAAAAAAUAAUUUGACUCAACACAUGAGAACACACACAGGAGAAAAACCAUUUACCUGUUCAGUUUGUGGUAAGAGCUUUUCUCAAAAAAAUAAUUUGACUCAACACAUGAGAACACACACGGGAGAAAAACAAUUCCAUUGCUUAGAUUGUGGUAAAAGCUUUACUAAAAAGUGCCAUUUGACUCAACACACGGGUACACACACUGGACUAAAACCAUUUAGUUGCUCAGUUUGUGGUAAAAGCUUUUCUCGUAACGGCGAUUUGACUCAACACACGAGAACACACACAGGUGAAAAACCACUGAAUUGUGUAGUUUGUAGUAAAAGUUUUUCUCGAAACAGCGAUUUGACUCAACACAUGCGAACGCACACAGGAGAAAAACCAUUUAACUGUUUAGUUUGUGGGAAAAGCUUUUCCCAGAAGAACAGUUUAACGGAGCACAUAAGAACACACACAGGAGAAAAACCAUUUAAUUGCUCAGUUUGUUGUAAAAGCUUUAUUAAAAAGUGUAGUUUGGUUCGACACAAGAGAACACACAUUGGAGAAAAUGCAUUUAGUCGUUCAGUUUGUGGUAAGAGCUUUUCUCCAAAAAAUAAUUUGACUCAACACAUAAGAACAUACACGGGAGAAUAAUCAAUUAGCUGUUUAAUUUGUGGUAUGUUGCUCAUAUAUUGCCACAUUUUCCCAAACCUCAAAAUAAGUUCACUGCUCACAAAUAUGUGAAGGCUUCGUACAAAGUAGAAUUGAUUAUCUGGAGCAUAAUCUUAUCUCCUCAUGACCCCAUGUCUUCCGCGUGUAUGAAACGUCCCUGAAUAGCAAAAUAGAUGAUGCUUGUAGUGCUUGGUUACUCUUUCUUCAGAUUAGACAGACCUGAGGAAUUGUGUCUUCUUCAGUGAUGCUUUCACCGCCUCCAGAACGCCUGACUUUGAACGCCAACAACAUGAAUCGAUCUGCCUGAAACUACACCUUCCAGGUCGCCUGAGGUUCAUGUUUUGUGUCUACAGACCAACACAGAAUCUCUCCAACAUGCAGUCCAAAAGCAGCCAAGUUCUCUCAACCAUGAAAAUCUGUCCCAAAAAUGUUCUUCUGGCACUUUAAAGACUAAAGGCCCUGAUGGGAUCUCAGCAACUGUACAUAAAAACUGUGUGCUGGAGAUUGCCCCAGUACUUGCCAAGCUCUUCCAGAUUUUCCUGGAUACAAAGACAGUUCAAACCUUCUGGAUAUGUGCCCAUAUGAUUGAUAGUGUACCUAAGAUGGGGAAAAAACGAACUCUAUUGAACUACAAGCUAAUAUCCCUGCUACCUAUUACAUCCAAAGCAUAAUAUGGGUCCACAUUCACAAACACCUCGAUAAACAUCAAAUUUAAUCUGAUAACAAGUACGGACUAUGUGAGAAGCCAUCUACAAUUGACAUGUUUUCUUAUGUCACCCAGUGGUGGAACAAUGCUCUCAACACGCAACAAAAAUUGGAGUACUUGUCUUAGAUAUAAAUAAAGUUUUUGAUCGUGUAAGGCACUGCGGCUUCCUGACAAAACUGACCUCAUGUGGUAUCCAAAGAGACCGACAUGGUUAGGUACCAUCUUUCUUAACAGACACCAGUCUGUCCUACUGGAUGAUUCCACUUCUUUAGCACUGCCCCCUCUCUGCUGGUGGAUCACAUCCUUAGUUUUGUGUUUGUUUAAAAAAAAAAAUCCUUUAUGACGGACUAUAUUAGGAAAUCUGAAAUAGUUUUUACUAAAACCCCUAUUAGAAAUAUUUCCACAGAUGUGAAUAAUGCAUGUUUGAUUGAUUGAUUGAAACUUUUAUUAGUAGAUUGCACAGUACAGUACAUAUUCCGUACAAUUGACCACUAAAUGGUAACACCGGAACAAGUUUUUCAACUUGUUUAAGUCCACGUUAAUCAAUUCAUGUAUGCAACAUUUUCAUUCUGCUUAAUUUUGACUUCUUGCGAGGAAUGCGCUUCUUUGCGCAAAUUAUUCUCGAGUCUUGAAGCCAAUACUGAACAUUCUUAACGAAUUUUUGUUAAAAAACAAACAAACACACAAUAUACUUUAUUUGACAGAAGAAACAUCAAUUAUUAAUGUGGAUUGUGAGGAGCCAUAUCUUUGUUAAAGUGUUUAAAUAUGUUUUUCUUCCAUUUUAUGGAAUUAUUUUGGUUUACGUGACAUCACGUGGAUUCACUUCCUGUUGUAUGUAGCCACGUCAUGUAUGGAUCUUCAUUUUUACCUUUACUGUAUAGUAGUUGUGUUUUAAUAUCUUGCCUUAUUAUCUGAAAAGUAAUGAUUGUCUGGCAACUACUGAAGUUAUUUUCCUGUUAACACAUUUUGAAAAUUAAUAGAAGUUUUUUUAUUUUUAUGACACAUUGUUGAUGUUUUGUAAGACAUGGUGUUUUGUAUUGCUUUGUUAUUGAAGUAAAACAAAAAAGUUCAUAUUUACGUUUCAUUGUGCACAAUUUAAUAUCUUAGUUGCUCGGACAGUAAUUUUAGAUUAGGCUGUGAUGUUUUUAAUGGGGAAAGACGUCAAUGUGUCUUGUAUUCAUGUUUGCAUUUAAGAUAGCUAGCGAUUAGCGUGGUAGCUGCUAGCUAGCGACGUUAUGGACAUUAGCUGCUUGCUAGCAUUCAGCAUAUUAGCUUUUUUCUCCAAGAAAUGAGCAGCAUUACCAGUCUAUGAGUUCAUCCAAAUGCAGUUACAAUCACGGUUUUACGAUAAUUUUUUAUUCUAAAUGGUAAUUGUGACCUUCGGGAGUUUUCAAGGAACUUUAUUGUCACACAAGCACACGUGAUGGCACGAAAUGUACUACAGCAAGAACAAUGGU
This is a messenger RNA of Entelurus aequoreus (snake pipefish), 3743 nucleotides long. Its product is annotated as oocyte zinc finger protein XlCOF6.1-like. Gene Ontology annotation, biological process: central nervous system development; regulation of transcription by RNA polymerase II. The record is from RefSeq and is a predicted model, not a curated record. The transcript has 2 exons. Gene Ontology annotation, molecular function: RNA polymerase II cis-regulatory region sequence-specific DNA binding; DNA-binding transcription factor activity, RNA polymerase II-specific. Gene Ontology annotation, cellular component: nucleus. The coding region runs from base 240 to 1562 and encodes 440 amino acids. Lineage: Eukaryota; Metazoa; Chordata; Actinopteri; Syngnathiformes; Syngnathidae.